Heterobasidion irregulare TC 32-1 is the source of this 1593-nucleotide messenger RNA. RefSeq lists its product as uncharacterized. Gene Ontology annotation, biological process: DNA repair; DNA replication checkpoint signaling; cellular response to ionizing radiation. Lineage: Eukaryota; Fungi; Basidiomycota; Agaricomycetes; Russulales; Bondarzewiaceae. Gene Ontology annotation, cellular component: checkpoint clamp complex. The transcript has 5 exons. The record is from RefSeq and is a predicted model, not a curated record. Bases 1 to 1593 code for a protein of 530 amino acids.
AUGCGGCAGCACUCAAGCGUAUGUUCCCUAUGGAAAGACAUUCCUAUACGCGUCUUGUUCACUCCUCGAACUGCAGCAUUUACACGCGCUCUGACGUGCUUAUUAAAAUACGGGGACGACCUCACAAUCUACGCAGCCCCAGAUAGCCUAUCUCUAUCCGCAACGAACUCAUCUCUGUCAGCAUAUAGUCGGUUCCGGUACGAGCGACAGUUCUUCGUCAAUUACAGUGUGGGAGAAAAGCGAGUAAAUUCAGGGUCGUUUGCAAGGGAUGUUGAAGAGGUACAGGUUGUCACUGGUCAGCUGUUGACCAAGGCAGGUACCUCACUAUAUGCGUCCAUGACCGUGGAUAAAACUGUCAACCGAUGUGAACUAUCAAUCAUCGAAGGUGGCGCUGAGUCAGAGGACAAUGAAGACCAGGACAGUUUGGAGAGCAAGCUGAUUGUACGUCUCCAUUGCGAACAUGGGAUCGUGAAGACUCAUCGUUUGCUGCUGUUGACCCCAACAUCAUUAAUGGCGCCCGGGGUUCCCAAUGAUCCAACUGAGUCCAAGAUUAUGAUUGGGUCGAGGAUGCUGAAAGAGAUGGUUGAGCACUUUGGCACCAGCAGGAGCAGCAAAAAUGACCCGCAACUUAUUUGGUGCUUUGAUUCGUCCGAGCUACGUGUCGGGAAUCUUGAAUCUUCUCUCAAUGCAAAAGGCCACACGCAAAUGUCGACUGAUAUCACUCUUGGCGCUGAUGGGUUUGAUGUGUACGAUAUCUAUCUCACUCCGACAACCCUAGUCUUUCACUUGCGUGAAUUCAACGCUACAGUUGUAUAUGCAGAAUCCAUGUCUCUCGACAUGGAGAUGAAAUUCACCGAUCCAGCGGCACCUUUAUUUAUUAAUAUUGAAAGCGACAGUAUAGAAGGCCUGUUUGUCGUCUCAACGAGUCACGCUCCCGGCGCAUCUACUGCCGGUCGUGGGACCAGUCAAGCACGAUCAACAACUGAUGCCUCCGUCUCUCAGACACGUAAACGAGCACGGGAAGAUGAUCAGGACAGCAGGGAGAACCGUGUGCCUGAGCGGCGACGACCAAUGAAGGUAGUCGAACGGACUGAUACUGCGGGGCUUGCCAAAGCUAUGGGCGAGAUGCGCUCCAGCGAUAGAGCCCAAUCAAGGGCCUCUGGGUCUAUGCCACCUCCUUCAAUGCCACCACCUCCCUCGUCUAUUCCACCACUCCCCUCAAUGCCGCGAUGGUCGCAGGAAUCCCACUAUCAGACACCGUCUCAGUGGUCUCAACCUAGCGGUUCUCAACGCAAGGGCGAACCGCUCUUCCUGCCAUCCUCGCAGAUGAGUGCAGCUGACGAAGAAGCGCUCCGUGCGUCUGGGCUGGGAAUUGAUGGUAUGGAUGCUGAUGAGUUUCACGCGAUGAUGGAGGACGAAGGGGAGGAAGUCGAAUUUGACAAUAGGAGAGUUCUGCCUCCUGAAAGUCUCAAUGGGGAUGGUGAGGUCGAAAACGGCGGCUUUGACCAUGAUAGUGUUAGUCUCAAAUCUGACGAGAUGGGUCCCACCCAGGAGCUUGAUGAAUAUAAGGUAGGCUGGAACCUUUACUUCUAG